Messenger RNA from Physella acuta, 3767 nucleotides. Its product is annotated as arachidonate 12-lipoxygenase, 12R-type. Gene Ontology annotation, molecular function: oxidoreductase activity, acting on single donors with incorporation of molecular oxygen, incorporation of two atoms of oxygen; protein binding; metal ion binding. The record is from RefSeq and is a predicted model, not a curated record. NCBI's taxonomy places the organism in Eukaryota, Metazoa, Mollusca, Gastropoda, Physidae. Gene Ontology annotation, biological process: lipid oxidation.
UCAGCCCUCGCUUGCGGAAGUUGGUCCGCCGGUCGACCUACCAAAGUUUAGUGUUGUGUUUUGAUCCGUGCUACGCGGUUAGGGAAAAGUUAUUCAAAACUUCGCCGUUCAACAGGUGUGUCGGUUACAAACUUUUCUUGAUUAUUUAUUUACAAACGGAUAAAUUAGUUCACUAUGGGAAAUUUUCUAGCAAAACGUAGCUCUGAUUACAUGAUUUACGUUCAAACUGGAGACAGGCGAAACGCCGGGACCGACGCGAACGUUCGGAUAGUCAUGCACGACGAAUAUGGACACUCGUCACUACCAAUCACACUGGAUAAUUAUUUCAAGAACGAUUUCGAGAGAGGGUGCCUGGAUACAUUUCACGUCCCGUCGAACAAGAUAAAAAAUUUACAGCGCAUGGGAAAAAUUGUCAGAAUCGAGGUGUGGAAAGACGACGCAUGGGCGGCCAGUGAUUGGUACGUGGAUAAAAUUGUCAUAGAAAAUCGGGUCACGAACAACACAUUUGUUUUUCCCAUCUUUCGAUGGAUCAAGGCCAAAUAUCAUUACCAGAUCAACCACCUCGACACGUCCCUCCCCCAAGAUGAACAGUACCCCGAGCAGCGGGCCAUGGAGUUAAGCGAGAAAAGGAAAGCUUAUGAAUUCGAUCAAAAGGUCCCCGAUGGGCCAGCGCAGGUCAAGAAUAUGCCUUCAGAUGAGCAGUUUUCCUUUGACUAUAAGUGGGAUAUUGUGACACUGAAAGCAAAACUGAUCGCCACUAGCAUUUUGGUCAAGCUGAUGGCGUCCGGCGACUGGGACAGCUUGGCGGCACUGACCGACGUGUACACCGAGUCCACUUUACACAAACCAAAAGGUGCAGACAGGUGGAGCAAUGACCUCUAUUUUGGACUUCAGAGAGUAGCCAGUUUAAACCAUUCAUUGAUAAAAUUAGUAACAGAAAUUCCAGAGAAAUUUCCAGUUACUGAUGAACUCCUGAAACCACUCUUAGAAGGCUUGACCAUUCAAGAAGCCAUUGACCAAAAAAAACUGUUCAUGUGUGAUCUUCAGCUUUUGGAAGAUUUACCAGUCCGGGAAAAUUUCACACUUUGCUCCCCUAUGGGCUUGUUUUUUGUGGAUAAUAAAAACCAGUUGAGGCCUGUGGCCAUCCAGUUAUUCCAAACACCUGGACCAGACAACCCAAUCUUCACUCCACUGAAUCCAUCUCUGACAUGGGCUCUUGUUAAAAUGUGGUACAACAAUGCUGAUGCAGCUUAUCACCAGGCACUGACACAUUUAGGAAUGACACAUUUGUUAAUGGAAGGUGUCACCGUAGCAACACAUCGCAAUCUGUCCCAGUCACAUCCUAUCUUUAAACUUCUCGCACCACAUUUCCUGUAUUUGAUUGCUAUCAACACGCGUGGCUUGGAGUUGUUGAUUGCUGAUGGAGGCUGGGUAGACAAGACAAUGAACUUUGGAAACAAAGGACUCUUUGCUUUGAUAAUUAAAGGCUUCAAGAGUUGGAGGAUGGAUGUUGAAGGAACACUUCCUGAAGACUUGAAAAGAAGAGGAUUGGAUGAUCCAAAUGUGCUGCCAUGUUACCAUUUUAGGAAUGAUGCCAUGCUUUUGUAUGCGGCAAUAAACAAAUAUGUCAAGUCAUAUGUCAGCCUCUACUAUACAAGUACAAAAUUACUAGAAGAAGACACAGAAAUCCAAAACUGGGUUCACGAACUAGUAAAGGAAAGAAACAAUGCAUCUGGAGGAGUUGGAAUUUUAGGUGUGCCAGGCAAUGGAAAAUUAACAACCAAUACCCAAUUGGAGCAGAUUGUGACAAGUAUUAUUUAUACAUGUAGCAUCUCUCAUGCAUCAACAAACUUCCCUCAGUAUGAGGAAUACGCAUUUCCUCCUAAUUAUCCUGGGCUCCUACGUGGCAGACCUCCUAACAAUCCGAAAUAUGAGGUGACAGAAAGAGACAUACUUAAUUGCUUGCCAGACAGACCAACCACUUUGGAUAUUAUGAUUGUGACAAAAAUUCUCAGCGCUAAAGGAACAAAAAGUAUUGGUGACUUUGAGGUGCAGUACAUUUUCGAUCCAGCAGCAAGAGAUAUAGUUGAUGAAUUCCGCAAAGACCUUAGAAAAAUUAGCAAGCAAAUCAAAGAGAGAAAUGUACACAGAAAUCCUCCUUAUGAAUAUUUGGACCCAGACAUCAUUCCAAACAGCAUCAGUAUUUAAAGAUAUAGUUGACAGUUAUGUUUAGAAAUCAUUUUUUACACAUUGUUAUUUAUGUAAUUAUCCAAUUUACUGUUUCUUCCAACUGAAUUGAAACAAUUCUACCCAGCAUUCCUGUGCUUGUAUUAGCUUAACAUUUUUUUCUCUAUUUCAAAACUUUUAUUGUAUAAAGCUUGUGCAUAAUUUGAACAUAAAACAAUACCUAUUUUGUGCUAUUUAUCUUGUAUAGCAAAAUAAACAUUGAUUAAUAAUUCUUAAUUUAUAAAACUCAAAAAGGAAAAAAAAAUUUAACAAGUUCCAGUACUCAUUCCUGCAAAAACGUUUCACAGUAAAUGUUAAUACUUUUUAAUUUUUACCUGAUUAAUAGUAAUUUGCUGUAAAAUAAAUCCUUUUGUUAAAUGAUAAAGCACAAUAACAAAAAUUAACUACAUGAAGUAUCACUUUAUUAACUGUAAAUAUUUUUACCACAAUUUGUGUUUUGUACAAAAAUGACAUUUGUGUUACACAACGCUUUUAUUCCCUUGUUAACUGGCAGCAGUGUUGAAAGUAUUUCCUAAUGUGACCAGCACAUCAGUUUCCAAAAGUAAUAUUUCCCAUUCUGAUGGUCUGGCAUAAUAAAAUGCACUAUUAUUAUCAUGUGCAGGAAAGUAACUUUCAAAACUUGAGAAAUUUAAAAUUAUUCAUGUGCAUGUUUGCAACACAAUUUUUUUUAGUGCUGUUGAGAUUUUAGUUUUCUUUUUUUUUGUUAUCUAAUGCAUUUUACUAAACUUUAUAGUUUAGCAUUUAUAGCAUACAAAUUUUAAGAACUUCACAUAUUAUAUAAAUAUUUUUUUUAAAUGGUUACCCCAUAUUGAGUUUUUACUUUAAGUCAUCUUAAGAAUAAUUUACAAAAAAGAAAGUCCAAUAUGACCCAUGACAUUACCUCCAUUGUGUUUUUUUUAAAUCAAUUUUCUUCUCGUUUAAGUUAGUCUAGUCAAAAUUUUAUAGUUGUCAGAAUUGUGUCAGCUAUGAGCCAAAGAAUUUUCCACAAUAACCCCUUCAACAUAGAUUCAGCUUCAUCGUGUAUUGUUUUCUUUAAAUAUUUGAAUGCUAAUCUUAAUCUUCUGAAGGUAAUUCAGCUUUUGAGCACUGUUUUUGUUUUCCGAAUUAAGUUUGAUGCAUAUUCUACUUCAUAUCAACAUGAUGUUUUUAUAACAUUUUUUUUCUCUCCUACUACCAGCAUUAAAAAAUAAACUUUUAAAACUAUACCUUUUAAAAAUCCUUUAUUUCUUUUUGAAUGCCAAUUAUAGUCUUUGUAACUACAAUUCACCAUCCUUUUAAAUUGUGAAAUAUUUUUUUUUGAGUUUUGAAAAACUUAACAGAAAUGGGCAUUCUGUGAUUUUUUUAAAAUUUACUUACUGAAUGGUUUUUGUGUUUAAUGCAUAUAAUAAUUGCUUCACUGUAAUUUGAAAUAAGGUGUUUAUAUCUUCUGUACAUAAGUUGUUUAUAUAAAUCUUCUGUGAUCUGUUAAGCUAAUGUUUUAUUGCUUUACAAAAAUUUUAUUACUAAUAAAUCUGAAAUUC